AUGGACCCCGCUACCAUUUGGGUGCAGAGAAAAAGUCCCGCGUCACCGAUGUCACUCGACGCCACCACCUGCACCCACUGCAACCGGCCUGAGGCUCCAACGCCUGUAGCGCCAGGAGUCCAGAUUUGA
Parastagonospora nodorum SN15 is the source of this 129-nucleotide messenger RNA. RefSeq lists its product as hypothetical. NCBI's taxonomy places the organism in Eukaryota, Fungi, Ascomycota, Dothideomycetes, Pleosporales, Phaeosphaeriaceae. The transcript has 2 exons. Bases 1 to 129 code for a protein of 42 amino acids. The record is from RefSeq and is a predicted model, not a curated record.